Pocillopora meandrina is the source of this 608-nucleotide messenger RNA. Lineage: Eukaryota; Metazoa; Cnidaria; Anthozoa; Scleractinia; Pocilloporidae. The record is from the annotation of a GenBank genome assembly.
AUGUGCCACGUGAAUUGGCCGGUGUUGCGCAAGGUCAAACUCAAAGGCGAAGCAACACUCGAAGGGGAAGUAACGAGCGAAAGUCCUACACCAUCGUAUUCAUAAAAAAAAACACUAGAUCUUUGGAUUCACUGAAAUUAUCAACAACUUAGUACAACACAGCUGUAAAACAACAAGGAGUCACCAGAUCGCUGGAAAUAAAGUGGGAAGAAAACAGAGGCAAAAUUCUUGCAGAACUGACUAUGAACAGGACAAAGAAGAACACAGGUGACGCAAAGCCAAUGAAACAAAGGGAGAGGAUCGCUAAGGACAGGUCCUCAUGCACUGAUAAAUACCCUCUGCCUUCCAAUCUUUUACUCGCCAAGUUUAAACUACGGAGAGCAGCAGGAAGCAAAGUGUCCAAACUUUGGUUAAAAAGUAAUGAAAUUGAAAAUUGAAGCAUGCUAUGGCGCAGAAGAAGCUGCAAAAUUUAAGGGAAGCAGCUACUGGUUCCAGAGAUUCAGAGAAAAACACAACACAUUACUGAGGAGAAGGAUCAACUAGUAAAAAAAAAAAAGACUGGGCAGAAGAUGGCCGGGAUACGAUCCAGAAAUUCCAAAAGGAUUUGA